CUGAGAGUCAUAUGAGAGAAACUAUUGAUUUCUCCCAUUCUACAAGAUGGUAAUCAUUCCGGAAGUAUAAUGUAUAAUGUAGUUAAGAACAUCUAUUCCUAGCCAGAAAGGUUAGAAGCAGCCCUAGUCACACCUUCCUGUGUGUGACUUGCACAGCCUUCCUAAACACUUCCUGUAAAGAGUCAUCUAAUAUUUACACUUCCUUUAUUGCAAAUUCUGUUUUAUUUCAAAUAGCUUUUCUCCUGCUCUGUUAAUGACUUGGAACACCCUGCAUAAGCCUUCUGUGUGUGAUGAAAAUGCAAUCUAUAGAUACUUUUAAAGUAAGGUACUGUCUGAUUGAAAAUGAAACCUUUUUUUUCAUGCAUACUGUGUCAGUCAGAGCGAGGGUGAGUGUGUCUAGGGCUGGAUGGACGGAAACACAAGUGAUUUAAUUGCUUAACGGCAGAGAAUUGAGCAUUGAGGCUUCAGAAGCAUGAUCUAUAUACAAAAAUGUCUUCAAGUUGUUUUGGUGACUUUAGUAUUUCCUGAAAGUGACACAUUUUCUUUAACUCUCAGUACAUUUCUUUCAGGUGUUUCCGCCAGUAGAAUUUAUCCCAAAGAACAUGACAAAACUAAGAAUGCACAAAGCAAGAUUAUGAAGCAAUCUUCCAAGGAUCAAGUAUUCAAACUCUCUGAAUCCUAUAUGUCUACAAAUGAGCUAGUAAACAAAAAAAUUCACAUGUUCUAAAUGUGAGAAAUGUUUUACCCAUCACUCAGCUCUUGUUAGGCUUCACACAGCGGAGAUGCCGUUCUCAUGUUUUGUAUGUAGCAAAUGUUUUUUUUAACUAAAUCAGAACUUAUUAUACAUCACAGAACUCACACAAAAGAGAAGCCGUUCUCCUGUUCUGAAUGUGGGAAAUGUUUUAGCCAGUAUUCAAACCUUGUUUUUCAUCACAGAACUGACACAGGAGAGAAGCCGUUCUCAUGUUCUGAAUGUGGGAAAUGUUUUGGAACUAAAUCAAACCUUAUGGCACAUCGGAAAACUCUCACAGGAGAGAAGCUGUUCUCCUGUUCUGAAUGUGGGAAAUGUUUUAGCCAGCAUUCAUACUUUGUUAGACAUAAGAGAACUCACACAGGAGAGAAGCCAUUCUCCUGUUCUGAAUGUGGGAAAUGUUUUAGCCAGCAUUCAUACUUUGUUAGACAUAAGAGAACUCACACAGGACAGAAGCCAUUCCCAUGUUCUGAAUGUGGGAAAUGUUUUAGCCAGCAUUCAUACUUUGUUAAACAUAAGAGAACUCACACAGGAGAGAAGCCAUUCUCCUGUUCUGAAUGUGGGAAAUGUUUUGGAACUAAAUCAGAACGUAAGGCACAUCAGAGAACUCACACAGGAGAGAAGCCGUUCUCCUGUUCUGAAUGUGGGAAAUGUUUUGGAACUAAAUCAGAACGUAAGGCACAUCAGAGAACUCACACAGGAGAGAAGCCGUUCUCCUGUUCUGAAUGUGGGAAAUGUUUUAGCCUGCAUUCAUACCUUGUUGUACAUCUGAGAACUCACACAGGAGAGAAGCCUUUCUCAUGUUCUGAAUGUGGGAAAUGUUUUGCAGCUAAAUCAAACCUUUCUUCACAUCUGAAAACUCACACAGGAGAGAAGCCGUUCUCCUGUUCUGAAUGUGGGAAAUGUUUUGGAACUAAAUCAGAACUUAUGGCACAUCAGAGAACUCACACAGGAGAGAAGCCGUUCCCAUGUUCUGAAUGUGGGAAAUGUUUUCGGCAGCAUUCACACCUUGUUGGCCAUAAGAGAACUCACACAAAAUAGGAAUUUUCUGAUGUUCUGAAGUUGUAAAAUGUUAUGGUUACAUACUGAUUUUAAAAAGUCAAUUUUUUUUUUAAACAUUUAUUUUUGAAAUGUAUAGUUAGUCAAACAAGAUUACAAUGACAGUUUUGCAAAUAUAGGCUUGUCAAUAAACGAAACAGAAGUAGUAGAAAACGUCAAAAGAAGUGCUGAACUUUUUUGUUUGUGUAGACAUAACAAAGACACGAGUAUACAAUGAUAUAGGUAUGUUACUAGCAAAGAUAUUGCAGUAGAGUAAAUUAUGCUAGGCUAGUAUGCUAGACUACUGUAGAUCCACAGUCCCUAAAGUAAAGGUCAGGUUCAGCGGCUCGCUCAACCCAUGGCAAAUAGAAACAAGAGUAGGGGCCCAGUGUAGGCACAAAGGAAUAAGAAGCAAACUAUAAUAAGGUGUUGAAAUAUAUAAUCUCAAAUUAAAUUCCAACAAACUGCAGAAUUGCUCUUUUAAAUAAGGCAAGUCCCCAGAAUAGUCCCUGCUGAUCACCCUAUGCCUAUCUGAGAGGCUUGCGGUAUGUCGGUUUUCCACUAUGUGAAAAAAGUUAAAUAUAAGGGAUAUUGGGCGCUCCAACCAAAUAAUAAAAGAGCAGCCUAAAAACAUUCCAACUGUAUUGUCACCAAGUGCACUAAUAUAAAAUCAGAAAUACCACAGAAAAAAGUGUCAAAGUGCACACUGUAAAAACUCUUUACCUUUAAAUGUGAUGGGUCUUUUUCUUGCUAGAACGCUAAAUCAUAUAAAUACAAAACAGAGGAACCACAGUGUAACCUGUAUACAUAAAUAUAACAGUGAUACAAUAAAAAUAACUAUUUACUAAAAAUGGCUAUUAUCAUUUAUCCAGCCAACCGCGAGGGUGGUCAAUUAUUUCCUGUAGCAAGUGGAGUUGUUUGAGGCUUUAUUUAAGGGGCACCCUCGAAGGCACAAGUUGAU
Messenger RNA from Pelobates cultripes (western spadefoot toad), 2750 nucleotides. The record is from the annotation of a GenBank genome assembly. NCBI's taxonomy places the organism in Eukaryota, Metazoa, Chordata, Amphibia, Anura, Pelobatidae.